UUACAGGCACUUUCAACGUACACAGCACACGUAUAAAAGAGCCCAGCGGCAGCAGGAAAGCAUUCAGUAGCUCUCGAGUAGUCUGACAAAGAAGUUCACGAUGAGAUUCCUGAUCGCUUUCGUUGCCAUCCUCGGCUAUGCUUCGGCUAGCGUAAUCGCCCCCGUCGUAUACGGCCACAACGCCGGCGACGUGCAGGCAGCCGCCAUCGACGCGACUGUCGCGGCGCAGGACACCGUCCGCGCCAUCGGUGAGGGCCAAGCCCGCGCUGCCGAAGCCGCCAUCCAAUACAACACCGAAGCUGUCCGUCAGGUGGCUGAGACCAACCGCAACAUCCACGAGAACGCUUACUGGGGCAACGUAGCCGCUUCCCAGAACCUGGUCGCCGCCGCUCAGUCCCAGGUAGCCGCCGUCGACGGUGCCCUCGCCGGAGCCCGCGCCGCCUACGCCGGUGCCCCCCUCGCCUACGCCGGUGCUCCCCUCGCUUACGCCGGUGCUCCCCUCGCUUAUGCCGCCGCUCCCCUCGGCGUAGCCGCCUACGGUGCCUACCCCUACGGUGUCCGCGCCUGGUAAACACGCCACUAACGCCGGUCGGAUCCAUUCAGUCCAGCUAACAUCACUUAUCGACUAUUUAGCGUCGCUACAAACCGACAUUAAAAAGUCGAAUUUGUAGCAUUGCUAAAUAUCGACAUUGCUAAAUAUCCCACACACAACAUGACUGAAUACAACCGACUAGUUAAAUUGGUGAUGUUUUAGGAUAAUACGGUAGCGUUCUCGAUAAAUGGAUCCGUUUGUUUGCCGAGCACGCUCCCGUACCGUCGGUUGCUGACAAAGCGAACACUUUGUCAGCAAACGUCAAAGCCACGUCAGUAUAUUAGAAACGGAUAACCGAAAUUGCUCAACGGACACAAAAUACAAAGGUCUCAUUCAGUAACUCUCUUUGUAACUAAGCGUAUCUCAAAUGUCACUCACUGCCAAAGUGUUGUUAAUAAACCGAGGCAAUACAUUUUUUUUACAAAUUUCGGUUGCAAUUUUAUGUUCUUUUUAUUAUAUUUUUUAGUUAAUAUUAAGCGCACGCCAUCUACCGUCACCCGUUUUGUAAAUAAAAUGUAUUUAGUAACGAAAA
Messenger RNA from Bicyclus anynana (squinting bush brown), 1124 nucleotides. RefSeq names its product cuticle protein 1 (gene CPH4). The transcript has 3 exons. Lineage: Eukaryota; Metazoa; Arthropoda; Insecta; Lepidoptera; Nymphalidae. Bases 101 to 571 code for a protein of 156 amino acids. The record is from RefSeq and is a predicted model, not a curated record.